Molecule: messenger RNA, 3282 nt
Organism: Parnassius mnemosyne (clouded apollo)
Lineage: Eukaryota; Metazoa; Arthropoda; Insecta; Lepidoptera; Papilionidae
Source: the annotation of a GenBank genome assembly
AUGGCAGGAGAUCAAGCGCAGUUUUACCAAUUAUUAAAUACAUUAUUGUCUACAGAUAAUGACAUCCGACAGCAAGCAGAAGAUGCUUAUAACAACAUACCUACUGAGACAAAGGUGGUGCAUUUAGUGGGAGCUAUUCAAAAUGGAGAUAUUAGUGAGGAGGCUAGGCAGACUGCAGCUGUGUUGUUGCGGAGGUUGCUCAGUGCAGAAUUCUUUGAGUUCUUCCCGAAACUGCCAUUUGACCAGCAGACUAUGCUUAGAGAACAGUUGCUUCUUACACUACAGAUGAAUGUAAGCCAGCAACUACGGCGCAAGAUAUGUGAUGUUGUGUCAGAACUUGCAAGAAAUCACAUAGAUGAUGAUGGAGUCAACCAAUGGCCAGAAUUCCUUCAGUUUAUGUUUCACUGUGCAAGUUCUCAGGACCCCAAUAUCAAAGAGGCUGGUAUUAGGAUGUUUACAUCUGUGCCAGGAGUAUUUGGGAACCGACAAAAUGAGAACUUGGAUGUCAUCAAACAAAUGUUGUUGUCAUCACUACAGCCCACGGAGUCGGAGGCCUUACGUAUGCAGGCAGUAAAAGCUGUUGGUGCAUUUAUUCUUUUGCAUGACAAGGAGCCUGCCAUACAGAAACACUUUGGUGACUUAUUGCUACCACUCAUGCAAGUAGUUGUUCAGUCCAUUGAGAAGUCAGAUGAUGACUCUGCCUUAAAAGUUCUGAUUGAACUUGCUGAGUCAGCACCUAAGUUCUUACGCCCACAGCUUGAGACGAUCUUUGAAGUUGGUAUUAAGGUUGUUGGUGACACUGACGCAGAUGACAACUGGCGUCAAUUGGCACUGGAAGCAUUAGUUACUCUAUGUGAGACUGCUCCAGCUAUGGUUCGCAAGCAAGUCCCAGUAGCAAUUCGUAGACUAACCCCCCUUGUCCUCGCCAUGAUGUGUGAGCUUGACGACGAGCCCGAUUGGGCCGUGCAAGACGACGUCGCUGAUGACGAUAAUGAUUUGAAUUACGUAACAGCAGAGUCUGCUCUGGAUCGCAUGUGUUGUGGUCUUGGAGGCAAAAUUAUGUUGAGUUUGAUUGUGGGUCAAGUACCUGAGAUGUUAAACUCCGAAGACUGGAGAAAGAGACAUGCAGCACUCAUGGCUGUCUCCUCAGCUGGUGAAGGUUGUCACAAGCAAAUGGAACAGAUGUUAGACCAAGUUGUAUCUGCCGUUCUUACUUAUUUAACUGACCCUCAUCCUCGUGUUCGCUAUGCAGCGUGCAAUGCAAUUGGACAAAUGUCAACAGAUUUUGCCCCUGUUUUUGAAAAGAAAUUCCACAGUAAAGUUGUGCCUGGUCUUUUGUUAGUUCUGGAUGAUAAUGCCAAUCCACGCGUGCAGGCUCAUGCAGCAGCUGCUUUGGUGAACUUUAGUGAGGAUUGUCCAAAACCUAUUCUAACUCAAUAUCUUGGUCCUUUGAUGAACAAGCUUGAAGUAAUUUUGACUGCCAAAUUCAAAGAAUUAGUGGAACGAGGCACAAAGCUUGUGCUUGAACAAAUUGUGACUACCAUUGCUUCUGUCGCUGAUACAGUGGAAAAGGACUUUGUACAAUAUUAUGAUCGCUUGAUGCCCUGUUUAAAAUAUAUUAUUGCUAAUGCUACUACUGAGGAAUUAAAAACUCUACGUGGCAAAACAAUUGAAUGUGUCAGUCUUAUAGGUCUUGCUGUAGGUGAAGAGAAAUUCAUGUCAGAUGCUUCAGAAGUAAUGGACCUUUUGUUAAAAACUCAUACAGAGGGUGAACAGUUGCCUCCUGAUGACCCUCAAACAUCAUUCCUUAUUUCUGCCUGGUCACGAAUUUGCAGAAUUAUGGGCAAGAAAUUCGCCCGAUACCUGCCCAUGGUUAUGGAACCAGUAAUGCGUACAGCAGCCAUGAAACCAGAAGUGGCCUUACUUGACAAUGAUGAAAUCAAGAGCAUUGAAGGUGAUCUUGACUGGCACUUCGUCACUCUCGGUGAACAGCAGAACUUUGGUAUCAAAACUGCCGGUUUGGAAGACAAAGCAUCUGCCUGUGAUAUGCUCGUAUGUUACGCUCGCGAAUUAAAAGAGGCAUUCGCUGAUUACGCCGAAGAUGUAGUUAAACUAAUGGUGCCAAUGCUCAAGUUCUACUUCCACGACAAUGUGCGCACAGCGGCAGCAGAAUCUCUACCAUACUUGUUGGAAUGCGCCCGUACACGUGGCCCACAGUACAUACAAGGCAUGUGGGCAUACAUUCUGCCUGAGUUGUUAAAAGCAAUUGAUUCUGAACCUGAACAAGAGGUGCAAGUGGAACUUUUAAAUAGCUUGGCUAAAUGUAUUGAGCUUUUGGGCACUGGUUGCUUAACUGACGAGAGUAUGGCAGAAGUCCUCCGCAUUCUCAACAAACUACUUACAGAGCAUUUUGAAAGGGCUACUGAACGACGUCAGAAGCGCGCCGAUGAGGAUUAUGACGAGGUUGUUGAAGAGCAGCUUGCUGAUGAGGAUAAUGAAGAUGUAUAUGGCUUGUCCCGGGUAGCUGAUGUAUUACACGCUCUCAUGUCUGCUUACCGCGAAAACUUCUUCCCGCACUUAGACUCCUUAUUGCCGCAUCUCGUUCAACUUCUGGCUCCAGGCCGUCCUUAUGCUGAUAGACAAUGGGCCAUUUGCAUUUUUGAUGACGUCAUUGAGUUUGGAGGGCCGGCGUGCGUGAAGUACCAGGACAUCUUCCUGGAGCCGAUGUUGAGCGGGCUGACGGCGGCGGAGGCGGAGGUGCGGCAGGCGGCGGCGUACGGCUGCGGCGUGCUGGCGCAGUUCGGCGGCGCGCAGUUCGCGCCCGCCUGCGCGCGCGCCGCGCGCCUGCUGGCCGACGUGGUCGCCGCGCCCGACGCACGCUCCAUCGAAAACCUCAACGCCACAGAGAACGCCAUCUCCGCGGUCGCCAAGAUCAUCAAGUACAACCACUCGCAGGUCGACAGGGACCAACUCAUCACGCACUGGUUAACAUGGCUACCAGUGGUUGAAGACGUUGAAGAAGCACCUCAUGUAUACUCACUGUUGUGCGAGUUGGCGGCGAGCGGACACCCAGCUCUGGCCACACCUAAUUCGCCGCAGCGAGUCAUCCUAACCCUCGCUGAAGCUUUCCUCCGAGACGCUGUGCCUGUUGAGAACCCUGUGUACGCGCAGAUGGUCUCGCUCGUACGCCAAAUACAGAGUAAUGCUGAAUUAUUCAACUCGUGCCUCAUGCAGCUAAGCAGUGAACAUCAGGAAGCGCUAAAAGUGGCGCUGUCCACAUAG